GGGAAACAGAAAGUAAGACAGGCAGGUGUCGCUCGCCCACCGAGCGGCUGUUUUCGCCUGACACGGAAGCAACAAUCUGAAUAUGCAGAGAAAAAUACGGGACGAAGCCGGAAUCGUCAGAUUUCUUCCACAGAUCUGAGGACUGACCGAUGCUGACCUCCGGAGAAGGUUGAAGGAGCCAGGAUGUCGAGUCUCCGGGAGGAUAUCUGGACUGUUCUCCAGGAGCUCAGACACAAAGAAGUCAGUCAGUUCAAAUUCCUCCUGAAGCUGAACGGCAUCCCCGAGUCGCGGCUGCAGGAUGCCGAAAUCGAGGGCAUCACCGAGAUCAUAGCCGAGAAAUACAGUGAGCCCGAAGCUCUGAGGGUCACCAUGAAGAUCCUCGCCAAGAUCCAAAGGAACGACCUGGUGGCCAAACUGGAAAACUCCGGAUCGGGACUCACAGAUGUUAAAAAAGACUCUGGCGGUCAGAAAGAAGAACACAACCGAAAAGAGCCCAAGGUGGACCUGAAGAGCGUCCAGAAGUUCGCAGUGGAGGUGACUCUGGACGAGGACACUGUUCAUCCCCACCUCGUCAUGUCUGAGGACAGGAAACAAGUACAUCACAGUGACAAGAAGAAGACGCUCCCAGAUAAUCCCGAGAGGUUUGACACCUGUGUCAACGUCUUGGGGAAGGAGGGAUUCUCCUUCGGGAGGUUUUAUUUUGAAGUUGAAGUUACAGGAAAGACAGCCUGGGCUAUUGGAGUGGCAAAGGGAUCCAUCACAAGGAAAGGAGACAUCAGAGUUAAACCUAAGACAGGCUACUGGACCAUAAUGCUGAGGAACGGAGAUAAGUAUGAAGCAAACGAUGCCAGUCGAGUCACGCUCUCUGUGAACCAGCCCCAGAAGGUAGGAGUGUUUGUGGAUUAUGAGGAAGGUCUGGUUUCCUUCUACGAUGUGGAUUCUGCAGCUCAUCUCUACUCCUUCACCGACUGUGACUUCCAAGAGAUACUCUACCCGUUCUUCACCCCCUUCAAAAAUGACGACGGGAAAAAUUCUGCACCGCUCAUCAUUACACCAUUGAACCCAUCGCAGAAAGUGAGAAAAUGUGUUUCUGAGAGUCCAAAAGAAGAACGUGAAAAAAAACUGGUGGAGCUGAAGAGCGUUCAGCAGUUUGCGGUGAUGGUAACUCUGGAUCCAGACACGGCACAUCCUGCACUCACCCUGUCCGAUGAUGGGAAACAAGUGUUCUGCACUGAAGUGUACAAAAAACUCCCAAAGACCUCCAAGAGAUUCACAAGUUGCGUGAAUGUUUUAGGAAGGCAGAGUUUCUCCUCUGGGAGGUUUUACUUUGAGGUCCAGGUGAAACAGAAGACUGCCUGGACUGUGGGCGUGGCCAAGGAGAGCAUCGACAGACAGGGAAGUGUCACUUUGAAUCCCAGCAACGGCUACUGGACAAUUUGGUUACGGAAUAAAAAUGAAUACGAGGCCAUUGAUGAACCUUCAGUCCCUCUUUCUGUGAAGUCUCACAUUGAGAAAGUGGGAGUGUUUGUGGAUUACGAUGGCGGUCAGGUCUCCUUUUACAAUGCAGACACUGGAGAUCUUCUCUACGCCUUCACGAGCUGUUCCUUCUCAGAGAAGCUCUUUCCAUACUUCAGCCCCUGUACCAGUGAAGGCGGGAAGAACUCGGCUCCUCUAGUCAUCACUUCACUUGACCACAUUCUCAAGAAAAAGGUGGCGCUGACAAAAAUGCGGCAGUUUGCAGUGGAGGUGACUCUUGAUCCUGAUACGGCACAUCCUGCACUCGUUCUGUCUACUGAUGGGAAGCAAGUGUAUGAUGGAGACGUGAGGCAGAAACUCCCGUACAACCCAAAGAGGUUCAGAAGAUGUGUCAAUGUCUUAGGGAAGCAGAGCUUCUCCUCUGGGAAGUUUUAUUUUGAAGUUGAAGUGAAAGGCAAAACUGCUUGGACUGUGGGAGUGGCCAAAGAGUCAAUUGAGCGAAAGGGAGACAUCACGCUCUGUCCUGAUGAUGGCUUCUGGACAAUAUGGCUGAGAAAUGGACACGACUACAAGGCAAACACAAAUCCUUCAGUCCACCUCACGGUUAAGUCACAGCUACAGACGGUGGGAGUAUUUGUGGAUUACGAGGCUGGCCUGGUUUCUUUUUACGACGUGGAAUCGGCAGAUCAUCUUCAUUCCUUUACCGACUGCACCUUCACGGAGAAGAUCUUCCCAUAUUUCAGUCCUUGUACUUGUGAUGGUGGUCAAAACUCCGCUCCUUUGAUCAUUGCGACACUCGAUCACAUCCUGACACCCGACUCUGGAACUCUAAAAGAAGAGUAUGACGAAAAGAAACGGAAUCUGAAGAAGGCACAGGACUAUGAGGUGGAGGUGACUCUGGAUCCCGACACAGCACAUCCUGCUCUCAUCCUGUCUGAUGAUGGGAAGCAGGUCUUCUGCACUGAUGUCUACAAAAAACUCCCAGACAACCCCAAGAGGUUUGACACGUGCGUGGAUGUCUUAGGAAAGCAGAGUUUCUCCUCAGGAAGACAUUACUUUGAGGUUCAAGUUCAGGAUAAGACGGCCUGGACUGUAGGGCUGGCCAGCGAGUCCAUCAAAAGGAAGGGAACCAUUACACUGAGUCCGGAGGAUGGUAUCUGGGUAAUUAGGCUCAAAAAUAAAACCGAUUACAAGGCUAUUGAUGACCCUUCACGUUCUCUCUCUGUAACGUCACAUCUUCAGAAAGUGGGAGUGUUUUUGGAUUAUGAAAAAGGUAGAAUUUCCUUUUAUGACGUUGAUUCUGCAGAUUUACUGUACUCCUUCACUGAAUGCCAAUUCAUAGAGAAGCUCCACCCCUUCUUCAGUCCAAGCACCAUUGAUGGUGGCGUAAAUGCCGCACCCCUCAUAAUUUGUCGAGCGAACCAGAAAAAGGACGAGGAGGGAAAGAAAGUGAACCUGAAGUUCAUCAAACAGUUUGCAGUUGAUGUGACUCUGGAUCCCGACACUGCAAAUCCUUUUCUCGCCCUGUCUGGUGAUGGGAAACAAGUACAUGACACCGAUGUGAAAAAGAAUCUCCCAAAGAUUUCGACAAGGUUCGACCAGUCAGGUGGUGUUUUAGGCAAGAAGAGCUUCUCCUCAGGAAGACAUUACUAUGAGGUUCAGGUGAAGGGGAAGACUGCCUGGAGUUUAGGAGUGGCCAGCGAGUCCGUCGAUAGGAAGGGAAAAAUCACACUGAGUCCUGAAGAUGGCUUCUGGACCAUAUGGUUGAGAAAAAAUGUGUACACAGCCAAUGAUGACCGUGCAGUCAGUAUCUCCAUCAGACAGGAGCUUCACAAGGUUGGAAUCUUUGUGGAUUAUGAAGGAGGAGUUGUCUCCUUUUACAAUGCAGAUUCUGGAGAUCUCCUCUACUCCUACACCGAGUGUGUGUUUUCAGAGCAACUCUACCCAUUCUUCAGUCCCAGUGAUAACAACAAAGGUAAAAAUGCUGCACCACUGAUCAUUACUCCUGUCUGUUGUCCGUUAGACAGUAGGACCAGACUGAGGAGUGUCCAGCAGUUCGCAGUCGAGGUGACUCUGGAUCCUGACACUGCAAAUCCUUACCUCAUCUUAUCCGAUGAUGGGAAGGAAGUACACGACAGUGAUGUGAGGAAGCAGCUCCCAGAAAACCCCAAGAGAUUUGACAGGUGUGUCGAUGUCCUGGGGAAGCAGAGUUUCUCCUCAGGGAAACAUUACUACGAGGUUCAAGUGAAGGGGAAGACUGCCUGGAGUUUAGGAGUGGCCAGCGAGUCUGUCAGUCGGAAGGGGAAAAUCACACUGAGCCCUGAAGAUGGCUUCUGGACAAUAUGGUUAAGAAAGAAAGACGAAUACACAGCAAAUGACGACCAUCCAGUCCAACUCUCUCUUCAUCAGCAACCGCAAAAGAUAGGAAUCUUUGUGGAUUAUGAAGGAGGUGUCAUCUCCUUCUACGAUGCAGAUUCUGGAGAUCUCAUCUAUUCUUACACCGAGUGCUCUUUUACAGAGAAACUCUACCCAUUCUUCAGCCCCAGUGCCAAUGACCACGGUAUAAAUUCUGCCCCACUGAUCAUUUCUCCAGUCAAUCAAGCUGCAGCAAAGGACGAUGAAAGAGAAAAGGCCCAGCUGAAGAUCAUCCAGCAGUUUGCAGUAGAGGUGAUUCUGGAUCCCGAUACAGCAAAUCCUUAUCUUGUCCUGUCAAGGGAUGGAAAACAAGUACAUCAUGCAGAUGUGAGACAAAAACUCUCAGACAACCCCAACAGGUUUGAUGUGUGUUUCAAUGUCUUAGGAAAGCAGGGUUUCUCUUCAGGGAAGUUUUACUUUGAGGUUCAGGUUCAGGACAAGACGGACUGGACUGUGGGAGUGGCCAAAGAGUCAAGUGAAAGAAAGGGAAAUAUCACACUCAGCCCAGAGGACGGUUUCUGGACCAUAUGGCUAAGGAAUGAAGAUGAAUAUGAGGCGAUUGAUUACCCUUCAGUUCACCUCUCUGUGAAGUCACAGCUUCAGAAAGUGGGGGUGUUUGUGGAUUAUGAGGGGGGCAUGGUUUCCUUUUAUGACGCAGACUCUGCAGAUCACCUCUACACCUUCACAGAAUGUGUGUUUUCUGGGAAACUCUUCCCCUUCUUCAAUCCAUUCACUAAUGAGGGAGGCAAAAAUUCAACUCCUUUGAUCAUCUCUCCUAUAACUUCCAAAACUACCACCAAGAUCCCAGAUCUCCGCAAAGAGAAAGAGGACCAAGAGAGGAUGAAGGCCAAGCUGAACAAGAUUCGGAAGUUCGCAGGGGAGGUGACUCUUGAUCCUGAUACAUCACACCCCCACCUCAUCUUGUCAGACGAUGGGAAACAGGUCUAUCAUGGAGACGUGAGGCAGAAACUCCCAUACAAUCCAAAGAGGUUCCGAAGAUGUGUUAAUGUCUUAGGAAAACAGAGUAUCUCAUCAGGGCAAUUUUACUACGAAGUUCAGGUGAAAGGAAAGACUGCCUGGACUGUAGGAGUGGCCAAAGACUCUAUUGACAGAAAAGGAGACGUCACGCUCUGCCCAGACAACGGCUUCUGGACAAUAUGGUUGAGGAAUGGCGACGAAUACGAGGCCAUCGAUGACCCUUCUGUGUCUCUGAAUGUCAGCUCCCAUCUCCAGAAGGUCGGGGUGUUUGUGGAUUAUGACAACAAUCAGGUCUCCUUUUACGACGCCGACACUGCUGAUCAUCUCUACACCUUCAGCGACUGCAACUUCACCGAGAAGCUCCUCCCGUACUUCAGUCCGUGUACGAAUGAUGAUGGCGAAAACUCGGCUCCACUGAUCCUAACAGACGUGAAUGCAUCAGUUACAAAGGAGCCAGGAGAUUUUUGUCAGACGACUUAAAGAAGCUUCAAAGAAAAAAGCAAACCCAAAUGCAACUUUUCACACCAUCAGGAAUCCUUGAGCUUGAAAAGGAGAUUGUUUUGGCUGUUCUGUAAAAGAUAACUUCUUCCAGUCAGACCUGAAAUUCCUCAUAAUGGAACUUAAUUCAGCUAUUCAGCAUAGGUUCCCGUGGUGAUUUACCUCAGCAAGAAGUUUGCCUGCAUCACAGAAAGUCCAGGAGUUGCCUCGAUAAGAGAAACUACUGCUGGGUCGUAGAGAUCUCAGAAGUCCUUCCUGGGUCAGGGGCCCACAGUGAGGUUUUGGUUAUUAGCUUGUUUCACUGACCUCCAGAACACCACUGAAUCUAUUACGUUUUGUCGCCUUCCAAUAAUAAAUGCCACAAACUCCCUUAAUGACUGACAAGAUGUAUUUUGAUGUCAUUUUAUGGGCAAAAACCUUGGCAUUAGUAUUUAGUUUUCAAUGUCAUUACCUUUGUAUAUUCAAGGUACGCAACUCAUGCCAGUGUUUAAUUAAAAAAAAACAACUAUGAUUUCAUUGUAUUUGGAAAUCUCAUCUGUUUACUAUUGGUUGAAAUAAGUGAAAGUUACAAUGCGCGGUAAUUGAUUAAGUGUUUUAUCUACCAAAAAGUCUUAAUAUGAUUGAAAAUUUUUCAUGCUAUGUUACUAAUGUGAACCUGAACUGCCUGUUUCUUACUGGAUGAACACGGUGGUGCUAGUUGUUUUUUUUUUGUUUUCUUUUUUACAUCUAAUGUUCAGAGUACAGGAAAAGAAGCCAUUUGUUUUGGAUUUGGGACUGAACUAUCUCAAGUUGGUCUGGUUUUACACAGUACAACAAACUGAAAAGUGUGUCAUGAAAGUUUUUUUUUGCAAACAUGUUUUUCUACCAUUGUAAAGAAAAAAGUUUGACAGAUUGAUUGAGCCUUUGCUGAAAGCAACAUGUAGCUGGAUUUGAAAUAAAAACAAAUUGAAAGUC
This is a messenger RNA of Salarias fasciatus (jewelled blenny), 6321 nucleotides long. RefSeq lists its product as uncharacterized. The transcript has 4 exons. Lineage: Eukaryota; Metazoa; Chordata; Actinopteri; Blenniiformes; Blenniidae. Gene Ontology annotation, molecular function: protein binding. The record is from RefSeq and is a predicted model, not a curated record. The coding region runs from base 184 to 5349 and encodes 1721 amino acids.